Messenger RNA from Loxodonta africana (African savanna elephant), 14144 nucleotides. Its product is annotated as zinc finger X-linked protein ZXDB-like. NCBI's taxonomy places the organism in Eukaryota, Metazoa, Chordata, Mammalia, Proboscidea, Elephantidae. Gene Ontology annotation, cellular component: nucleus. Gene Ontology annotation, molecular function: transcription coregulator activity. The record is from RefSeq and is a predicted model, not a curated record. The coding region runs from base 73 to 2472 and encodes 799 amino acids. The transcript is spliced from 2 exons. Gene Ontology annotation, biological process: regulation of transcription by RNA polymerase II.
GGGCCCGCGGCAGGGGGCGGGGUCGCGCCUCCUCCGCUGCUCUGGUUCCAGCGGAGCCUCACGGACACCGACAUGGAAAUCCCGAGGUUGCUCCCGGCUCGCGGGACACUACAAGGCGGCGGCGGCGGCAGCGGGCCCGCGGGCGGCCGGGCGCACGGAGGGCCUGAUCCACGGGCUGGCCAGGGCCCCGCGCGCCGCCUCCUACUGCUCCGGGGACCCCAAGAUGGCGGGCCCGGGCGGCGGCGCAAGCAGACUCGCGCAGCCUCACCAGGCCAGGGCCCGAGCCCGCUGGCGCCGAGGCCGGAUCACGCUGGUGGCGGCGACGACUUCUUCCUUCUGCUGCUGGACCCGGUGGGUGGCCACGUGGAGACCGCGGGCGCCGGCCAGGCCGCAGGGCCGGUGUGGAGGGAGGAGGCCGCGCCAGGCCCGGGACUCCAGGGACGCGAGCGCGGCGCGAACCCCGCGGGCCGCCCUGAGCUGGGCCCCUGCUGCCCGUCCGCGAGCCCCGCCCCGGCCCCGGCCCCGAUCCCCGCCCCAAGCCCGGGCCCCGCCGCGGCCUUCGCUGGCACCGUCACCAUCCACAACCAAGACCUGGUGGUGCGCUUCGAGAACGGGGUCCUCACCCUGGCCACGCCCCCGCCACCCGCCUGGGAGCCCGGGGUCGCGCCCGCCCCGCAGGCCGGGGGUCUGAUCAUCGCGCAGCCGGGCGAGCCACACGCCGCGCAGCCCGGCGACUGCCCCGAGCUGCCGCCCGACCUCUUGCUGGCGGAGCCGCCGGAGCCUGCGUCUGCUCCAGCGCCCGAGGAGGGGGCGGAGGGCCUGGCCGCCGCCGAGGGCCCCCGCGGAUCGCUGGGCCCGGGCCCAAGCAUGGUGCUGUACGUGUGCCCAGAGGCGCAGUGCGGGCAGACCUUCGCCAAGAAGCACCAGCUGAAGGUGCACCUGCUGACACACAGCAGCAGCCAGGGCCAGAGGCCCUUCAAGUGCCCCUUGGGCGGCUGCGGCUGGACCUUCACCACUUCGUACAAGCUCAAGCGGCACCUGCAGUCGCACGACAAACUGCGGCCCUUUGGCUGCCCGGCGGAGGGCUGUGGCAAGAGCUUCACCACCGUGUACAACCUCAAGGCGCACAUGAAAGGCCACGAGCAGGAGAACUCAUUCAAGUGCGAGGUGUGCGAGGAGAGCUUCCCCACGCAGGCCAAGCUGAGCGUCCACCAGCGCAGCCACUUUGAGCCAGAGAGGCCCUACCAGUGCGCGUUUUCCGGCUGCAAGAAGACAUUUAUCACAGUGAGUGCCCUGUUUUCCCAUAACCGCGCCCAUUUCAGGGAACAGGAACUCUUUUCCUGCUCCUUUCCUGGCUGCAGCAAACAGUAUGACAAGGCCUGUAGGCUGAAAAUUCACCUUCGGAGCCACACCGGCGAGAGACCUUUCCUUUGUGACUUUGAUGGCUGUGGCUGGAACUUCACCAGCAUGUCCAAACUCUUAAGGCACAAAAGGAAACACGAGGAUGACCGGAGGUUCACGUGCCCUGUGGAAGGCUGUGGGAAAUCUUUCACCAGGGCGGAGCAUCUGAAAGGUCACAGCAUAACCCACUUGGGCACAAAGCCGUUUGUGUGCCCCGUGGAAGGCUGCUGUGCCAGAUUCUCCGCUCGCAGUAGUCUGUACAUUCAUUCCAAGAAACACCUGCAGGAUGUGGACACUUGGAAAAGCCGUUGUCCAGUCUCCACUUGUAAUAAACUCUUCACAUCCAAGCACAGUAUGAAGACUCACAUGGCCAAAAGGCACAACCUCGGCCAGGAUCUCUUAGCUCAGCUAGAAGCUUCGAAUUCUCUUACGCCCAGCAGUGAACUUACCAGCCAGGGACAGAGUGAUCUCAGUGAUGCAGACCUAGUGUCUCUCUUCUCUGAUGUGCCUGGCAGUGGUUCUGCUGCAAUGCUGGACACAGCCUUGGUGAACUCUGGAAUCUUGACAAUUGAUGUGGCUUCUGUGAGUUCAACUCUGGCAGGGAACCUCCCUCCUAAUAAUUCCUUAGGGCAGGCUGUGGACCCCCGGGCCUUGAUGGCCACCAGUGACCUUCCUCAAAGCCUGGAUACCUCUCUCUUUUUUGGAACAACGGCCACAGGUUUUCAGCAGAGCACCUUAGAUAUGGAUGAUGUCCCAAGUGUAAGUGCAGGGCCAUUGGGAUCUCUAGGCUCUUUGGCUAUAAAGAACUCUAGUCAAGAGCCCCAAGCUCUGACCCCCAGCAAUAAAUUAACAGUGGACACAGAUGCUCUAACUCCUUCAAGCGCCCUUUGUGACAACAGUGUCUCAGAACUACUGACGCCAACCAAAGUGGAAUGGAAUGUACAUCCUGACUCUGACUUCUUUGAACGGGAGGAAGAAGCCCCGUUUGGGUUCUCCAGUCCAGCUGGAAACUGUAGUUCUCAGAAAGAAACAGAUCUUACCACAGUGACUGGCAGCGCAUUUUUGGUAUGAACUGUAUUAUUCAUUCAUCAUCCCUUGGCUUGCUUCUGUUACACUCAGUUUGGAGGAUAUGCUGGACAAAAUGUUUAAAUGCAGUCAUUUGUUACUGGUUUGCAAAAGAAUAGAUCCCUGGAGUAUAAAUUGGAGAUUUAAAUUCUGAUCUUGAGUCUGAAACUGACAAGUUUUGUGACCUUGAGCAAGUCACUUAACCCAUCUGAGCCUUAAUUUCCUUAUUUAUAAAAUGAGGGGGGUUGCAUAGGUUGUUUAUAACGUCCUUUUCAGCUUUGUGUUUUCAUGAUUUUGUGUUCUCUUGAAAAAUUUACAAUGAUAACUGUGUUGCAUGUGCUUAAAGAGUUAAUGAUCAGAGGAGCAGUGUUUAUCUUUUAAAAUUUAAUAGAAAUUUUAGGCAGUCCCAGAAUAUUUUUAAAAACUAGUGCUGCAUCUUAAAAGGAAGAAAUCUAAAAAUAUAAAUUGCUUCUUCUUACCUCUCGAUCUUUUUAGCCUUUUUUUGAUGGGAGGGUGUAUUUUUGUUGUGGGAACUGCUAGGGAUAUGACAUGGACCCUGAGUGAAAUAUUGGCUUUGUAAUGUUGAAUAAGUGGCCUUAAAUAAGUUAUUUAGUCUAACUAACCCUUAGUUUUCUAGCUGUAAAACGGUAAUGUCAAUGUGCACAUAACGGGAGCAUCCUUUUUCUAUCCUAGUAGUUGGCAUUGGAGGGAAAAUGUUAAUGUGUUUUGGCUCUUCCAGUGAAUUUUUUUCACCUUUCUAGUCCUUGUUCCUGCUUCCUAAAAGGAGAUAAAUUAGCAUGAUUUAAGAUCACAUUUGGGCAGGCAAGAAAGAGUUAAUUAAGGGGGAAGGGAGUCUCCCUUCCACAGAAUAAGGAUUUUUGUCUACAGGUUCAUGAAAUCGAUUUGCUAGUAUCAUUGCUCUGUGUUUAAAGCCGAGCCAUGGAGUGACUGUGGAGCCUGUUGUUCCAAGAAAAUCUGGGACUCCAACAUAGGGAGAUUUUCUCCCCUCUGUGUCCUGGAGAGUUCAUUGUUUGUCCUCUCCAAAAGUUGAAAUGAGAGGUCUGGUUCGCAUUUUGAGUAGAUGUUGUCUGUCUUACAUGAGUAUAGCAUUUUACAGUUUAUGGAGCAGUUUUACAACCAUUACAGUUCACUGUCAAAAUCCUGUGAUGUAGUUGUGACAAAGUCUGAACUACAACUCAUAGCUAAGUCACAUUCCAGACAGAUUUAGUGACUCUUAAUUCUAUGUAUAGCUCAAAGCAAAGAGGAAAUAUUUCACCUCUUUCCACCCAUCUGAGUUUCAUGAUUUUGGUUUAUAAGCAGUUGCUCUCCUUCACCUUAAUUGAUGUCUUUUACCUUCUGCAGACUCUGUUCCCUCUCCACCCUACUCCCUCAUUCCCUUGCAUGUGCCCCAGUCCUUGUCUUGUAUCUCCUUUUUAAAACAAAUAUCUUAAUAGACAGGUCUCUUUUGUGGUCACUAUCUCUCAUCCAUUCUCCUUAUAGUCCAUUUUUCAAUUCAAAAUAUUAUUUACUGCAAGCCUGUGUCUGCACUGAGAAAUUAUUUUAUGGAUUCAGAUAGCAAUUUGUUCAUAUUUGAAUAAAAUGAUAACUGGGAUAUUUUAUGUAAGGUUUUAGUGAGAAGUACAUUUCUUUUUCAGUACUUUUCUAAAUUUUUCACCAUGUAGUUCUGCUACAAACACUAUUAGUUGCUCUAAAACAUUCUAACCCAGUACUGUUUGCAUGUGGAUGUUAAUGGAUAACAAUUAUAGCACUUUGGCAGUGCACUUUACAAUUUUCCACUUCGAAUGUGUCUGUAUUGUCUUUAUAAUUUUUAAAUUGUUUGUACUCAUUCAGUGAAAAAGCCAAAAAUAUACAUAAAUUUGUGAUGCAAACAAAUGGUCAGAGUUUCAUUGUGUCUAACCAUUUAACAUUCUCCCUCAGCACUUUGGAAUGAUUUGCACGCUUAUGGCUAUUUUGGAAAUGUGUUGUGUUAGUUAAGCCUCCUUAGAUGAUUCUUCUUUUCUUACAAAAAGGAAUGCAGAGGUCUGAGGUGAAUACACAGGUCAUAGCCAUCAUAACCACAAAGAUAUUUUAAAAUUCUGUCACUCAAACGUAUUUCCUCUCAUUAAAAACUAUCAUAAACUAUACUUCUAUUCUGUGGAAUUUUCAAAGGACAAAUUUUACUUAAAGGUAAAAAUUUUAUAGUCAUCUGUGGGCUAACAGGAUUUCUUUCAGUCAAUUUGUUCAAGAGAUUUCUCUUUCAACACCAUUUUCCCAGCACGAUGUUCAGAAGAGCCUGAAAUUACAGUAAGAAGUGUGGCUAUAAACAUAAUGGUUACAUUUCGUUGGUGCUGGUAUAAAUUUGCCAUUGUUCUUUUAAACAAUGGAGCUUGAUUUAAUUUCAUCUCUUUUGCCCUUUGCUGCUUUUCAGUCCUUGGCUUAUUAGAGUUUUGCCAAUAGAAAACACAAUAGCAAGAUGCCUUGUAAAAAGGUCAGCAUCCAAGUGGCUGUGUUGAGCUUGUUCCUCAUGAGUUAACAUACUGGCAUUUUUACCAGUGAUCUUACUAUGUUGUUAGGCUCUAUUAAGUUGGUUCUGUCUCAGUGACCCCAUGUACAACAGAAUGAAACGCUAAAGGCUUGUGUAAUACAAGUAAAACUUGAUAAGACUGUGAGAAUCAUUUUUUCCCUGUAGAUUAAAUGCUUUAUGUUUCCAUCCAGGAAAAAUAAGACAAAGCUUUAGUAUAACAAGGCAUUUGCCACUAUUACUUGAUUCCAGAUAAAGCAUGAUUAACUCUCUGCUUGGAAGUAUUCAGAACCCCUUAGUAAUGCUUGAUUAUCAAACAGAUUUGGUAACAAUAAGGCCUAAUUUAGAUGCAGCUCACUCAGUAUGUGAUAAUUGAAAUAUAAGGCUGAGCUGAAAUUUAUUUUCAUACUGCUUUUGAACAUAAGGUUUGCUAAGCAAUUAAAAUGAGCAAAAUACGUGUUGGGGGCCGAGAGGACAAAUUGUCUAAGCUUUUUGUCAGAAAACAACUAUAUACAAAAAGAAAAGUGCUCAUUAAAAGUGAAUUUUAUCUUUUUGUGAGAUCUGAAUUGAUGGGGCUUUUGGUAAAUGUUUUAAGCUAGGGACCCCAUUGUAUAUUUCAAGUUAAUAUAUUUUCCUAACUACAAGAAAAAUGUAAAGUACUAGGGAUAUAGAUAUGAGGGGCAAAAUAUGAGCCAUAUCUUCAUUUUGAAGAGGACAAAGAAAUUCAAAUAUUAAACAUUUCAAAAAUAAACAACACCAGCCCACAUGUUUUCAGACAGUGAGUCAAUGGCUUGGAGAAAGAGGGGCAGGAGCUAUAGGCUUUAAUGGAUGGUUAGGUCUAUUUUUUUUAGGUCUACUUGUGUAGAGAAGAGGUUUGGUGCGUUCCAGCCAGGAGAAGCAUUACAAAUGGAAUUGACCACACAGCACUGAGAAAGCCAACCUAGCUGAAAAGCAGGACUUAUGUUUGGUGUUUGUUGGGUGUUAGAAUUGGGUAGCCAAUAUGGAGCCAACCUCUAGAGGGCUAUGAAAACCAGUCAGAGUAGAUAGGACUUGAUCUGGGCAGAAUUAAGAGCCAGUGAAGAUAUUUGAGAACAGAAGUCAAAGGAGUGGAUCCUUACAGUAUGGAUUUGAUGAGACAGAAAUUAGAAAUAAGGAAAUGAGUUAGCAGUCUGUGGAAACCCUGAUGGCAUAGUGGAUAAGAGCUAUGGCUGCUAACUAAAAACGUCAGCAGUUCAAAUCCAUCCACUAUGCGCUCCUUGGAAACCCUAUGGGGGCAGUUCUACUCUGUCCUAUAGGGUGCUGUGAGGAAGACUUGGACUGGAGUGGUGGUGGAAAGGAACUGAUAUAACACAUGUUUCCAAAUUCAGGAAACAAAUAUAACUUGGUGACUCAUUAUUGAAUAUAUAGGCCAUCUAUCAAAAAGAGAGAGGAAGAUCAGAAAUAAUUCUAAUGAUUUCAUGGAGAAUGUAAAUAUUACAUUUCAUUUACAUGAAAGGUCACAUUGAAAUCUUUCCAGGAAUGUAUAUGUAAAGAUGAUUAGAGCAUGUUUAAUUAAUUGGAGAGUGAUAAAUCAUAUUUAUGCCUGAGUGUACACAUCAUGCAUUAUCCACACUAUUAGGUGGUGGGGCAAAUUCAUCUUGUCUCCCUCACACGCUCUCCAAUUCACCUUUAAUGUUUGCACUCUUGCUUCCCUUUAACUAUUCACAGCUCUCUUCAGCCACUUCAAAUACUUACAAUACUCCUCUGCGUCAAAAUGAGCUAUGCUAUCUCUGUCUGCACUUCUUUCUUACUUACUAGAGAUAUUCAACAGAUAUUUUAUGUGGGAGCUUAUUAGUGUAACAAAUCCAAAAAAAAAAAAAAAAACAACCCUUUGCCUUCAAGCCAAUUCCAACUCAUAGCAACCCUAUAGGACAGAGUAGAACUGCCCCAUAGGGUUUCUAAGGAGUGGCUGAUGGAUUCAAACUGCUGACCUUUUGGUUAGCAGCCAUAGCUCUUAACCACUGUGCUGCUAUAAUUUGGGGGAUGCUGUUUUGUCAUUAAUUUCAAUAGUUCUUAUGAUAAACUUUGUUAGACUUAGUUCUACCUGUUUUUUCUCAGUUUGGAAGAGGCAGGACUAGCCAAAAAAAAAAAAAAACCAAACCCAGUGCCGUUGAGUCAAUUCUGACUCAUAGCGACCCUAUAGGACAGAAUAGAGCUGCCCCAUAGAGUUUCCAAGGAGCGCCUGGAGGAUUCAAACUGCCGACCCUUUGGUUAGCAGCUGUAGCACUUAACCACUAUACCACCAGGGUUUUGUGUAAAAACUAACUUUCAUAGAUAUGUGACAUAUGAUCCUUGGGGCUCUUUACUCAGAAUCCUGCCACUAGCUAUCAUGUUGAGGCACUCUAACAUAUUCUCUCCAUUUUAUAGUUCCCCUGACCUCUAAUGGUAAUAACCCAGAAUAAUGGAGUGGAUAAAAAAAGUGAGAGAGUAGUACAAAUAACUUCCUGGGGAUCUCAUUUGGUUUGAUGACGAAUUUGAUUGCUGCCCUGCAUUGUCAACAGAGCAAUUAAUCUCAUUCUAGUUUUCUGCUGACAUUAUGGACAUUCAAAAUACAUCGACUGUCACUUUGCGUGUAGAAAAUACCCUCAGUAUUUUUAAACAAAGCAUCCAUAAUAAGGUGUCAAUAAUUAUUCACUAAUAAGCGUCAGUCUCUUAGGGAUAUCUCUUAUCAUUACCAUCAUGACAAUCAGCAGGUAGGUAUUGAAAGCAUAAAACAAAAGUAUAUUUCAUUAAUUCAUGCAAGCAAACAUUUUUCAGCACAUAUUUGACAAAUUCUGUCCUUAUGCUCAAGCAUAUGAUCUAUAUGGAAAAACAGAAAUCAGCAAGCAAUGAAAAACAAUAUAUAAUCAAGUUCUAAAUGGCUGUAACUUGGAAUUAAAAAAAAAUUAUUGCCGUCGAGUCCAUUCCGACACAUGGCGACCCUAUAGCACAGAGUAGAACUGCCCCAGAGAGUUUCCAAGGAGUGCCUGGUGGAUUAGAACUGCUGACCUUUUGGUUAGCAGCCAUAGUUCUUAACCACUACCCACCAGGGUUUCCUCACAUAUUUAAUUAGAAUAGCAGUUGUCAUUCUCGGAGUAUGGACUGAAGAUAGUGAUGAGGAAAAUUCAAUGCAUGGAUUAUCAAAAGCUAUUACAAGAAGUUAUAAGAAUCUAACAUUUAAAUUGGGAGACAGCAAUUAGGACAAACCAUUCUAAAAUAAAAUUUUAACAGAGUUCUAUGUGAUAAUUAUAGCAAAACGCUUUGGGAAAUAAAUUCUAAAUUAUGCUUUAUUUUUAUUUGCUCUAGAAUUUUUUUGUGGAAUCCUAGAUAUAUUGUUUUAUAUAUGGAAGUGAUCUUUUAGAAAUCGUGUAAGACAAAUAUGUUAUUUUCAAAUGAGAAAACCAUAGCACAUACUACAAAUGGUAUUAAGCUUGUAUUUUUCUAAGAAAAAUUUUCUUUCAUCAUAGCAGAAAUAUAAGAAAAAUUUAAUCUUCUGAAAAAAAAAUGAGGACUUUAGAAAAUAAUUCUAUCAUGCAGGUGAGGACUCACUUUCCCACUUGGGUGUCACUGUUGUUUAUGUACUUAGAAAGCAAUAGGGUUUGAGAAAAUUGUUAAAAUAUAUGUUUGCAAUUAUAAUUUUAGAAGUUUUGCUAAUUUGAAAAUGUAGAAACGGGCUAGCUGUACUACUUUCUAGAUAUCAGAGAGGGCUUAUGGAAAGGAGGAAGGACAAAAUCAUUAGAAACAAAAGUAAAUUCAUUUCUGUCACUAAACCAGAUUUUGUAUUUAUUGAUUUUGCUUAAAAUCCAGUAUUGUGUAUUAUAUAACAUAAAACCAUUUUAGAAGAUUCUAUCUACAACACUGAGACUUUAGGUAAGACCUUAAAAAUUUUUUUAAGACCAUAAAAGUUUGACUGACUAUAAAAAAAAAAAUUUUAUUGUGCUUUAACUGAAAGUUUACAAAUCAAGUCAGUCUCAUACAAAAUCUUAUACAUACCUUGCUAUGUACUCCUAGUUGCUCUCUCUCUAAUGAGACAGCACACUCCUUCUCUCUACCCGGUAUUCCCGUGUCCUUUCAGCGAGCUUCUGUCCCCAUCUGCAUUCUCAUCUCCCCUCCAGACAGGUGCUGCCCACACAUAGUCUCAUAUGUCUACUUGAGCCAGGAAGCUCACUCCUCACCAGUAUCAUUUUCUAUCUUAUAUUCCAGUCCAAUCCCAGUCUGAAGAGUUGGUUUGGGGAAUGGUUCCAGUCUUGGGCUAACAGAAGGUCUGGGGACCAUGACCUCCAGGGUCCUUCUAGUCUCAGUCAGACCACUAAGUCUGGUCUUUUUACAAGAAUUUGAGGUCUGCAUCCCACUGCUCUCCUGCUCCAUCAGGGAUUCUCUGUUGUGUUCCCUGUCAGGGCAGCCAUCAGUUGUAGCCCGGCACCAUCUAGUUCUUCUGGUCUCAGGCUGAUGUAGUCUCUGGUUUAUGUGGCCCUUUCUGUCUCUUGGGCUCAUAAUUACCUUGUGUCUUUGGUGUUGACAUAUUUUAUUUUGAUAGUAGGUGUUGGAUACUCCUUUUCACUGCUAAAUCUAUGUACCAAAUCUACUGACUAUUAUAAAAACUCACUGGGGAGAAUCUUGUUUGCAAAGUGAUUCUGACUGUCCUUCACUAUAGAUUCUUUUGGGGCAAAAAAUUCCUAAAAGAUAAAAUGUAACUUAAAUUUACAAAAAUCAUUGACAAUUCUUUUCCAAAAUAGAUAUGAUAAAGUUUUUUAAAAAAAAGGUUAAUUUUGCCCUAUAGCCAGGUGUUGUAUCUUUGCUUGACAGCAUCUGGAUAAAAGCAUAAUAGCACUUUUUGAAAUUCUGGAAGUAUUCUCCAGUUAGAGUAGCAAUAUGAAACCAUAAAAUAGAUAUUAUAGAAUCAUUGGUUGUCUGUCCAUCUAAUACCACCUGGCUUUCAGAAAUUCCAUGAAUAUAUAGUGCUAAAAAAUAAUAAUAAUAAAAAAGAAAUUAAAACAUAGGGUUUAUUGGAGCAGUUGCUCUACAUGCAUAUAGGGAGACCAUUCUGAUUCUUAAUAAAACAAGACUCAAUGUAGGUUAUUUACAAUAAAGCUUUUAAAGAGAAGAGGAGGGAGUAGGAUAGAUAAUAACAAUUGGCUAAUCUUAAUGUGAUUGAUUGAACUAUGCCCCCCCUUUAUUGUGAUCAUCUGGCUUCAAAUUCAUAGCCAAUCUCUGCCCUCCCUGCCUCCCCUCUCCGCGUCUCUCUCUCUCUCUCACACACACACACACACACACACACACGUUCAUUUGCACAAAUCUUAGGUGUAGUUUUUUUUUUUCUUAAUAAAUACAAGUUUUCAUGGUGACAAUAUUUAAUGGCUAUUUAACAUUCAAAAGUGAAGCUUGGCCCUUUAACUAUUUGUAGCUGUGAGACCUCUUGAAAUUAAAAUGAAGGGAGCACACAGUCUUUUUUAUAAAAUCACUAUAAAUGGAUUUGUUAUUGGCUACCAUUUUUUAAGCCAAAUAAGACAAAUUAACAAUGCUGCAGAGUAGUUUAGCAGUUCCUGGUGAAAAAACAAGUUAAAGUUUUAUAGUUUUGGGUCAGAUUUUUACUGUUAAUUUUGGGCAUGUGGGUAAGUGAAACCCUUUGAAAUCAAAGUAACAUGUCUAUUUUUAAUUUUAUUUUAUAUUAGUAAGAAUGAAAAGUUUUCCAAAUUUAGGUCCUGCCUAUGAAAUGCUGAAAUGUGGUUAAAUGAGAUGCUGCUGAUUAUUUUACAUGAUAAUACGAGUAGUCAGUGCUUUUAACUAUUUCUACUCCAAAUACUCUUUAGAGUAUUUUUAAACUGAAUGUUAAUAUUUGAUUCAUGCCAUUGAAGUGGCUAAUUCAUUUUUUAUCUUAUUUUCCUUUUCAAAAUAGAUGGAUUAUUGUUUCCAGUUUUUGCGAGUAUUAAUUAUACUUCAAUAAACAUUUAAAUACCCAUUUUCCAGUAAGCAUAUGUGCACACUUCUGUGGGUUAAGUAUCUAUAAAUGGAACUCGGUCAUGGUAUGCCGAGUUUUAGUAACUACUGUCAAACACUUUUCAGACAUGUUUGUACUAAUUUACAUUCCCACCAGCAGUUACAACAAUUCUCCUUACCCCAACACCUCAUAGUGUUUGGCUUUUUUUCAUUUAGCCAUUCUGGUAGGUAUUUAUUGGAAUUUAAUUUUGGUUUUAAUACACAUUUCUCAACUAAAAUCAGAAAUUAUUGCAUAGAUAAUUAUAAAAGGAGAAAGCUUGCAUUGUAUAAAAAAUUUCAAAUGUACCAAUUUAUUUUAAAGAUGCUUUAUAGUGAAUUUUCUAGAAGUUUGUGUUUGAGGAAAAUAUAAUCGAAUACCAAAGAAAUGCAUAUUAAUGUAGUUCAGUAAUUAAUAAAAAUAACUAUGAAUUAGUUGGCCUAGUGACACUUUGGGGCCCUGGUGGGGUGGUAGUUAAGCAUUUGGCUGCUAACCAAAAAGGUUGGCAGUUUUAAUCCACAACCUUUCCAUGGAAACCCUAUGGGGCAGUUCUACUCUGUCCUGUAGGGUCCCUGUGAAUUGGAACCAACUCCACGGCAAUGGGUUUUUUUUUUUUUUUUUAGUGACAUUUUGGACAUAACUGCUGGUUAUUUUUACAUGUUGUUAGCUGCCUUCCAGUCAACCCCUGACCCAAGAUGACCCCAUGUAGAAAGGGAUCAGACUGUUGUGAUACAUAGGGUUUAUUUAUUUUUUUCUAGAUCUGGCUGACUUUCUUCUUUUUCUUUUUUUAUUACAGUGAUAUACAUACAACCAAACAUACAAUAUUUCAUCAGUUUCUACAUGUACACUUCAAUGACGUUGAUUACAUUCUGCAUGGUGUGCAGCCAUUCUCUUUUUCCAAAUUAUUCCACCACAAUUAACAUGCAUUCAAUGCAUUAUAAGCAAAACUUCCCACUUUCCCCCCUCCCUGUCACCCCUGGUAAACACUAAUUACUUACAGUGUCCAUAUAUUUGCUUGUUUUAUAUAAGUGAUAUUAUGUAGUAUUUGCCCCUUCUUGUCUGAUGUAUUUUGUUCAGCAUAAUGUCCUCUAGGUUCAUCCAUGUUGUAGCAUGCGUCAGGACUUCAUUCCUCUAUGGUUGAGUAUAUUCUAUAGUAUAUACAUACCACAUUCUGUUUAUCCAUUCAUCAGUUGAUAGACAUUUUGGUUGUUGGCACCUUUUGACUAUUGUGAGUAGUGUUGCCACCGUUUGGCUAUUAUGAAUAGUGCUGCAGUGAACAUUGGUAUACAUGUGUCUGUUCUUGAAGCUGCUUUCAGGCGUUUUGGCUAUAUGGUCGCUAUGAGUCGGAAUUGACUUGAUGGUAAUGGGUUUGGUUUUGGUAUAUGACUAAGAGUGGAAUUGCUGGGUCAUAUGGCAGUUCUAUGCUCAACUUUUUGAGGAACGGCCAAAUUGUUUUUCCACAGUGGUUGUACCAGUUUACAAUCCCACCAGCAAAGGAUUGGGGUUCCCGUUUCUCCACAACAUCUCCAAUGCCUAUUGUUUUCAGCUUUUUUCAUCAGUGCCAUUCCAAUGAGGGUGAGAUGGUAUCUCAUUGCGGUUUUGAUUUGCAUCUUCCAACAGCAAGGGUUUGGUUUGGUUAAUGCCUAAUGACUUUCAGCAUCUUGGUGAAAUGUCUGUUCAUGUCCUUAGCCCAUUUUGUGAUUGAGUUGUUUGUAUUUUUGUUAAGUUGUAGAAGUAUUUUAUAAAUUUUGGAUAUUAGACCCCUAUCAGAUAUAUGGUUCCCAAAAUUUUUCUCCCAGUCUAUAGGCUGUCUUUUCACUUUUUUGAUAAAGUCUUUGGGUGAACAGGAUACUUAAUUUUCAUGAGGUCCCAUCUGUCUAUUUUGUUUUUUGCUGCUCAUGUUUUUGUUGUCAUAUCAGAUAAUCCCUUACAAAAACCUAGGUUCCACAGCUUCACCCCUAUGUUUUAUUUUAUUAAUUUUUUAUGGUUUUAGUUUUCAGAUUAAGGUUCCUGAUUCUUUUUUAAUUGUUUUUUGUGUAUGGUGUAAGGGGUUUGAUCCUUGUUCAUUCUGUUGCAUGUGGAUAUCCAGUUUUCCAAGCACCAUUUAUUGAAGAGAUUCUUCCUUUCACAUUGGAUGGAUUUAGUACCCUUGUAAAAAAUCAGUUGUCCUCCAGUGUAUUUCUGGGCUCUCAAUUCUCUUUCAUUGGUCUGUCUAUGUAUCAGUUAUUAUACCAGUACCAGGGUGUUUUAAUUAGUGUAGCUUUAUAGUAUGUUUUGAAGUCAGAAAGUGUGAGUAUUCCUAGUUUAGGGUUGCUUUAGCUAUUCAGGGUCCCUUGUUCUUCCAUAUAAAUUUGAGGAUUAGCUUUUCCAUUUCUGUCAAGAAGGCUGUUGGAAUUUUGAUGGGGAUUGGAUUGAAUUUAUGGAUUGUUUUGGAUACUAUUGACAUCUUAAAUAUAUUAAGCCUUCCAAUCCACCAACACAGAAUAGCUUUCAAUUUAUUUAGGUCCUCUUUGAUUUCUUGUUUUUAUUUAUUUUUUUGAGGAGCCCUGGUGGUGCAGUGGUUAAAGUGUUUGGCUGCUAACUGGAAGAUUGGCAGUUUGAACCCACCAUAGGAGAAAGAUGUGGCAGUCUGCUUCAGUAAAGAUUUCAGCCUUGGAAACCCAGUGGGGCAGUUUUAUCCCAUUUUAUAGGGCAGCUAUGGGUCAGAACCCAUUCAACAGCAAUGGUUUUGGUUUUUUGGUCUAAUUUCUUUUAGCAAUGUUUUAUAGUUUUCUGUAUGCAGGUCUUUUACCUUCCUUGUUAGAUUUAUUCCUAGGCUUUUUAUUCUUUUAAAUGCUAUUGUAAAAGGUAAUAGUGUUUUCAUUGGCUGAUUUUUUGGAAGUAGAUCCCUAGGCCUUACUUCCUAGUCUCUCUUAGUCUGUCAGCUCUGCACACAAUUGCCCACUGACAGAUGGAUUGUGGCUGCACCUGAUGUGCAAUAGUUGGGAAUUGAACAUGGGCCUCCCUCUUGGAAAAUGAGAAUCCUACCAUUGAACUAUCACUGCUGUCCUCAUAGUGACAUUUUAACUGUGUCACUAUAUGUUUCUGCUGCUCUCUUAAUGCAUAUGUUUCUAUGUGAUGAGACUGUUUCCUAGUUACUAUAUUAAAAAAAAAAACAACAAAAAA